ACCACCAUUAUUUGCUAGGCAUCUAAUCACAUGGACCUGAUGGGCACAUAUCUUUUGUUAACUCGACCUAUGGAAAGACUCAACUAAAUCUCUAGUCAGGUCAACUUUCCCCUCUUCCUCCUCGACCGCGCUGCUUCAUUAUUAGCCCGCCUGCAGCUAGCUAGCAAGCAGCAAGGAGACAGAUAUCUCGUUUCUCUCUUCGCAGCAAGGAUCCCCCAAGCUAGUGCUCCUCUCAAGGUUUCCUCAAUCAUCGGAAAUGGCCACCGGAAGUAAAAUCAAAGAGAGCAAGCAGAGCCCUGAACUACCGAAACAAUUGCCAAUCGACUUUUUGAAGAAAAUUACUAACAAUUUCGCCGAAGAUCGAAUAAUAAGUGAAGGUCCUUUUGGAACACUUUACAAGGGAAUUGUACCAGAUGAUGACAAAGUGAUUGCUGUGAAGAAACUUCAGGACAACGCACCAAUGUCAGCUGACAAAACAUUUAGUAAAGAGGUUCAGAAUAUUAUGGCGCUCAAGCAUGUAAACAUAGUAGAGUUGGUUGGAUUCUGCACUGAAACACAGAAGAAAUUGGUGCAGUUUGAUAAAAGAUAUAUCCAGGCAGACAUCACUGAAAGUUUAAUCUGCUACGAAUAUUUACCUAACGGGAGCCUUCAAGCGAAUCUAUUUGAUACCAAAGCAUCAGCUAAACAGGAAAUCAAUUGGGACACACGCUUCAAAAUAAUCAAGGGGAUUUGCCAGGGAUUGUUUUUCCUACACAAGUUGGAUAUUCCCAUAGUCCAUAUGGAUUUGAAGCCUGAAAAUAUAUUGUUGGGUGUAGAUAUGGUGCCAAAGAUCGCAGACUUUGCACUAUCAAGAGUCUUUGGCCAAGAACAAACCCGAUUAUGCACACAAACAGUUGUGGGAUCUUAUGGCUACAUGGCUCCAGAAUAUCUUUACAGAGGUGAAAUCUCGGCCCAGUCAGACAUAUAUAGUUUAGGCCUAUUGAUAAUCGAGAUCACCACAGGAGAGCAGAAUCCUCGUGAACAACCGUCUGCAAGAAAUUUUGUUGAUAAAGUACGUAAAGAUUGGACACUGCAGCAUAUAACAUCCCACUCCAAGUAUGCAUCGUUAGAUUCAGGAAGCCUCCAAGAAGUUAAAACAUGCAUUGAAAUUGGGAUUAGAUGUGUAGAAAUCGAUCGGAGAAAUAGACCUCCCAUAGAAGAAAUCGUUGGCACACUCGAAGGACUACGUCCAAGCUAAAUGUUAAACAAGGUAAGAUGACAGGGACUAAACUAAGAAGUUAUCUAUUGAGAUGAUAUAAUUCCAUUUAAAGCAGAGAAUUCUUAAUUCAAUGGUA
This is a messenger RNA of Triticum aestivum (bread wheat), 1334 nucleotides long. Its product is annotated as cysteine-rich receptor-like protein kinase 6. Gene Ontology annotation, biological process: protein phosphorylation. Gene Ontology annotation, molecular function: protein kinase activity; ATP binding. The record is from RefSeq and is a predicted model, not a curated record. Bases 257 to 1237 code for a protein of 326 amino acids. The transcript is spliced from 6 exons. Lineage: Eukaryota; Viridiplantae; Streptophyta; Magnoliopsida; Poales; Poaceae.